This is a messenger RNA of Drosophila elegans, 1090 nucleotides long. RefSeq names its product neuropeptide CCHamide-2 (gene CCHa2). Gene Ontology annotation, biological process: neuropeptide signaling pathway. NCBI's taxonomy places the organism in Eukaryota, Metazoa, Arthropoda, Insecta, Diptera, Drosophilidae. The record is from RefSeq and is a predicted model, not a curated record. The coding region runs from base 253 to 669 and encodes 138 amino acids. Gene Ontology annotation, molecular function: neuropeptide hormone activity. The transcript has 4 exons.
UCGGCCUCAGUCGCCGGCGGGAGCUUGAAAAUGUGAAAUCGCGCUCAGGAAUUCGGCUGGUGGAAUUGCCAUAUCAAACUCGAAUUGGCAAAACAUCCGCCACAACCAUAUCUGUGAUUAUAUAGUAGCCAUCUAGCGAAAAAAAUUGUUUUAAAUUAGUGCUGAUAAUCCCUGUAACAAGCAAAAAACAAAGAAAACUGCCGUAUAAAUUGCACAAAGCCCAGUUCAGCUAAUCAGUCUGAUUAAGGUAACAUGAAAUCCACAAUUUCUUUACUGCUGGUCGUCAUCUGCACCGUGGUCCUGGCCGCGCAACAGAGCCAAGCGAAAAAGGGAUGCCAGGCCUACGGCCAUGUGUGCUACGGAGGUCAUGGCAAGCGCUCCCUGAGCGCCGGAUCCGGGUCUGGAACUGGAGUGGGAAUGGGAAUGGGCGAGACAGCCUCCGGAGGCCAGGAGCAGGACUACGUGCGUCCAAACGGACUGCUGCCCAUGCUGUCGCCGAAUGAACAGGUUGCGGUGGCGCCCGAGGCCGACUUUAAUGACUAUCCCGCCCGUCAGGUGCUCUACAAAAUCAUGAGAUCAUGGUUUAACCGGCCACGACGACCGGCCGCACGAAUGGGUGAACUGGAUUAUCCUUUGGCCAAUUCCGGCGAAUUGAAUGCCUUGAACUAAGACCAGCAAAUAUAUCCAAUUCACGUUUCCACAACCUACAGCGAAAACAACAAGAAUAAAUCUCAGAAAAUGAGAGCAACCACAAUAUCAGCAGCAACAACAACAUAUGAAUUACUUAUGAAUGUUAAUUACUUUCGCAACUUGUAUAAAAUGUUUGAUAAAUGUCUACACAUACCAAGCAGUCAAUUUUCAUGCUAAUUGCAUAAACAUUUAACCAAAAAAACCCAACUGAAAUUUUUAGGGGCUGGUAAGGAUUUCAGUGCCAAAAAAAGGAGCAGACGACAAAGAAUAAAUCAAUGAAAACGGCAAGACAGCGUGUUUCAAUGUUUAUAUCAAAUAUAUACAUAUAUUUUAUUUAUGUUAAUUUACGAGGAAAGCGAAAGACUACAUAUAGCUGUAAUUUUACUUUAAAUAUAUUAAC